UUCUUGUCCACAAUAUAAUACAAAUACCUCUAUACCUGAAAUACAGACCCCCAUUUGUAUGUUUCAUUUGUUCCAGGUAGUACAAUAUCCUAAAACAUCUAUGAAAUAUUGAAAUAUCCGGAGGAUCCGUAUGAUGGUAUUAUAAAUAUAUAUCUUGCCCAUUGGUCGAUCUCUCAUCUAAAGGUUAUACUCGUCUUUCAGCAAGACUUUUUGCGUUUGUCGUAUACUCCGUUGUGAAAGGGAUGGCGCUGAUGUCCGCGUGAAAUGCUGAGUCCUACACGCAGGUGGUGCUUGCGUAGGACCGUAAUGGCGUGUGACGGCUAGAAAAGGGAAACAACACGGGUGUUCGGAUCGUGAGUGUCGCGAGAAAACGAGCUUCCGCGAAAUGACGUCCACGGGAAUUUUGCCGACGUAUCAGCGUUUUGUAAACGGCGUCCCUGUACCACUGUUUUCGCGUCGUUCUUUUAGGCCACGCGAGAAGUAUCUCAUAUUUCUAGUGUUUUUGACGUUUGGUAUCGUGUGUUUUGGCGCAUUCUUUUUCCUGCCAGAUUUUCGUAAUGGUACCGGAGGCGCGGCAGUGAACAGUGUUUACAGGGUGUACCAAUAUAUGCAAAAAGCGGGCCCGGAAUUGCUGAUACCGGCGCCGCCGCAUGCUCUGGGACGUAAGGAACUUGGUGGCCAUCCAAACGCCAUCCCCGUCGGUCUACAUCGCCACGGUUAUGCAGUUACCCGCUACAAUCAUCCUAACGAUGAUUCGCAAAGACUUCAGGCGAAAAUCAACGAGGAAUAUCAACAUCAAAAAACUCUGGAGAAACCGGAUAUAGCUGGUGAUUCGCGAGUGCAAAUGAGCAGUUCCUCGUCUUUAGUGGUUAACGCAAGAAUCGAAGAAACCCUGAUAACCGUGCCACCAGCACCUGGUGAAAAGCUUCCAAAAAUCGUAGGUGGAGAAGACAAGGACCCGAUCACACGGCAACGUCGCGACAAAGUGAAAGAGCUCACACUGGUGGGAUUAAACACUGUCGUCUCGAUUGCCGCAGGAUCUGAACGUUCUCGAGGUGUCGAGGCCCGAUUCGUGUCGCUCGAUGGGAAAGCCAAGUUAAGUCUCGCCCCCUUGUGUGCGUCGGAAAAAAGGCGAUCACGCUGCUUCCGACUUGAUAGACAAACCGAUCUUUGUUUUACGAGGGACGGCGUCGUUGCUUUAUCACGCAGUCGAGUCGGAAACAAGUAAAUCAAAGGAGAUAGAUAUACGACGUGACGAUACAGUCUUCGCGGAUUUAUAUUCUUCCUUAGGCACGCUCGUAUUUUUCGUAUUUUUCCCUUAUAUUUUUUUUUUUCGAUUUUAUUGUUCUACGAACAAACUCGAAUAUCGAGCCGAAAUACAAUUCUUUUUAUUUUUUUCAGAUUUUUUAAUGCACUUAUAGAUGUUUGUAUGUUGCCAAUAAAUCUUAUUCCGAUCAUAGUA
Cephus cinctus (wheat stem sawfly) is the source of this 1462-nucleotide messenger RNA. RefSeq names its product mannosyl-oligosaccharide 1,2-alpha-mannosidase IB. The record is from RefSeq and is a predicted model, not a curated record. Lineage: Eukaryota; Metazoa; Arthropoda; Insecta; Hymenoptera; Cephidae. Bases 386 to 1228 code for a protein of 280 amino acids. The transcript has 3 exons.